This is a messenger RNA of Dipodomys ordii (Ord's kangaroo rat), 4364 nucleotides long. RefSeq names its product adenylate cyclase type 10-like. Gene Ontology annotation, cellular component: cytoplasm. Lineage: Eukaryota; Metazoa; Chordata; Mammalia; Rodentia; Heteromyidae. Gene Ontology annotation, molecular function: adenylate cyclase activity. The record is from RefSeq and is a predicted model, not a curated record. The transcript is spliced from 28 exons. Gene Ontology annotation, biological process: cyclic nucleotide biosynthetic process; intracellular signal transduction. Bases 1 to 4191 code for a protein of 1396 amino acids.
AUGUUUAUAAAUGGUCGGAUUUCCCAGGUUAUUAUUGGUGAUGAGCAGCGGCAAUACCUCUUGGUGAUUGGGCAGGAUGUAGAUGGUAUCAGGUUAGCUCAGCGUUUGGCUCAGGCAAAUGAAAUUGUCCUGUCCUGGAACUGCUGGAAGCUCUGUGAGCAGUACAUGUUUGAAGUGGAAAUCAUGAGGGAGGAUGAAGCUGUGAAGUUAAGAGAUAUUCGGAUCAUUGACCCAUUUGAUUUUGAUGAGCAUUUUGAAAAGUGCCUUGAUUAUCUGCCACAUUACCGUACAAGUACUGAGUCACUAAGAACUGCACUGGAAUUAGAUCCAGACUCUGCACUUGAACAAACACUGCGGAAGCACAUAAUGAAAACUCUUUUGAAGAAGAUUGAUGAAGGCCAGCCUGUGGAGUAUAUAUCAGAAUUCCGUACAGUGACUUUGGUUUUGGUCAACCUGGAGUUCCACAAGGCAGCCUGGUUGUUGCAUUUGUGCCAUCUCAUCCAGGAGGCUGCCUUGUAUAUCUCCACAGUCAUCGAGAAAGGGGGUGGCCAGCUGACCCAGGUCUUUAUGUUUGAGAAAAGCUGCAUGUUCCUCUGUGUUUUUGGCCUUCCUGGGGAUAAGAAGCCCGAUGAGUGUGCACAUGCCCUGGAGAGUUCCUUCAGCAUCUUCAGUUUCUGCUGGGAAAAUCUUGCUGAAACAAAGCUUGUUUCCAUCAGUAUUACCAAUGGACCAGUAUUCUGUGGUUUGGUGGGGGCAGUAGCAAGACAUGAAUAUACAGUUAUUGGCCCAAAAGUGAGUCUUGUGGCCAGAAUGAUAACAGCUUAUCCAGGCUUGGUGUCCUGUGAUGAAGUAACAUAUCUAAGAUCCACACUGCCUGCUUACAACUUCAAGAAACUGCCAGAGAAAAUGAUGAAAAAUAUUUCCAACCCAGGGAAGAUGUAUGAAUAUCUUGGCUAUAAAAGAUGCAUAAUGUUUGGGAAGAGACAUUUGGCCAGAACAAGUAAUAAAAUUCACCCUUUGUUAGACAGGGAGAAAGAGCUGGACGUCUUCAGUUUGGCACAGCAGGAGUGUUUGCACCAGAGGAAAGGAAGAGCAGUUCUGUAUGAGGGUGGAAAAGGCUAUGGAAAAAGCCAGUUGUUGUCUGAAAUAAACUUCCUAGCCCAGAAGAAAGGUCAAAGGGUAUUGCCACUAAUGCUGAAGGAAGCAGAUGCCAAGCAGUACUUCUAUGCCAUCCAGACGCUCAUGGCCAUCUUCUUUGAUAUUGAUAUAUGCCCCGCCUAUUGUCGACAAGAGUGCCUACAAAAAUAUCUCUCUGGGAUGAUGGAUGAACCUCUUUACUGCCUUUUUAAUGACAUCUUCUUUGUUAAGGCAGUGAGAGAAGCAUCAUUGGUUUUCCUCUUUGAUGAGGCCCAAUAUAUGGAUGCAGCUUCCUGGGAGUUUUUGGAAACAUUGCUCUCCAGUCUGCCUAUCACCAUGGUGAUGACAUUGACAACUCCCGUCAGCCUGUGUACUGGGGCCCUGCACUUCCUGCAGAGCCCUCAGGCUAUCCUUGUGCCAGUUCCAAAGUUGGCAGCAACCUCGCUGUUGAGAAUGGCAUGUUGGGAACUAGGGGUGGUGAGCAUCCCCAAAGAGCUGCAGAUCUACCUUCUCCACAGGUGCUCUGGAAACCCCUUGUACUGUGAGGUGCUGUGCCAAGACCUUCUCUCUAAGGAUAUACUGACAUUUCAUAAUUUAAAAGAGGAGGAAGAAGAGAACAGCAAGUGGGAAUCACUCUCGGCUAAUGCCAUAAAAUCCACGAUGUAUACUAUUUGUCCUGCCAACUUUGACGAAGAACAGGAACUUCAUGUCUGCACAGUCAAAGAUGAUGUGAACUUGGAUACAGUUCUUCUGCCACCACUCUUGAAAGAAAUAGCUGUAAACCACAUGGACCAACUGAGCCCCGAAGAACAGUUGCUGGUCAAGUGUGCUGCAGUCAUCGGUCACUCCUUCCAUGUAGCUCUGCUGCAGCACCUCCUGCCUGGCUGGGAUAGAAACAAACUACUGCAAGUGUUGAGGACUCUUGUGGAUGUGCAUGUGCUCCACUGGCUCAGUGAGAGCCAAGAGCUUCCUGCUGAGUCUACGUUAGCACCUCAUUCCGUUAGCAACCAAACCAAAGAGAAAAAGUCAGAUGCUGGCUCAGCCUCUCUUCUCAGGCUUCAAGAAGAAAUGCCCCUAUCUCAAACUAACAUGCUAGAAUUUGGAAUGCCUCUGUUGCGGGAAGCUGCCUGGGAGCUGUGGCCUAAGGAGCAACAGAUAGCUUUGCAUCUUGAAUGUGCCUGCUUUCUCCAAGACAUGGCCUGCCGCUGUAGCAGCUGCCACGGAGGGGACUUUGUCCAGUUCCAUCGUUUCGCAGUCUCUUCCACCAAGAACGCUAGCAGGACCUCUAGAUUCUGUACUUAUAAAGACACAGGCUCAGUGCUAACACAAGUGACCACAGACAAAUUACAACUACCUUCUCCCCAAGAUAGUCUUCAUUUCCAGGAAACAGCCUUCAGAAGUCAGGAGGCCUUCUCAGGUGAACACUGCAGAACAGAGGAGGAAUUCCUGGAUCAAGUAAACAGGCAAAUGGCUCAAAACAACCUGAAGAAAGACCGGCCCUGCUACUGCAGACAGAUCCUGAGGUUAGUGCUCUCCCCACUCAUCCAGCACUGUCUCAUCAUUGGAGAAACCACCUGCACAUUUUAUUACCUGCUGGAGGCUGCCGCUGCCUCCCUGGACCUGUCAGAUAAUUACCUGGCCUUCUUUUAUUUGAAGAAAGCAAGCAAUCUUCUGGGACAAUCUUCAGCAUUCUUGUUCUUGAAAAAACACAAGGUAAAGAUCUGUCCAUUUGAGGAAGCUACUUUCUGCCAUCUCCGGUCAGAGGUCUGUUUCAACAUGGGACAGAUCACCUUGGCCAAAACAUUGGCUAGACAAGCCCUUCAUCUGCUAAAAAGGAAUUUUCCUUGGACCUGGUUUGGUGUACUUUUCCAAAUAUUUCUGGAAAAGUAUUGGUAUUCCAGUUCCCUAAGACAUCCUCUGAACAGCCUCCAUGAGAACAAGAAGCAGCUGGCAAUCCUGCAGCAGCAGGUGCAUUGCCUCUCCCUGCUCUGGCAGCUCUAUAACCGGGAGGCCACAGCCAGCAGCCGCAGGUUUGCCUACCUGGCCACCCUUAUGCAGAAGAAUUCAGCUGAGGAGUCUGCAAAUGAAACCCAGGUUGUCUCGACCUACCUGGACCUCUCCCAGUUCUCCCAGAACAUGGGUAACAGGGAGAAGUGGCUGCAGUGUGAACAGAUGGCCAUUCAGAAGAGCAGCCUAUGCUUGCUCUCCAGGGAGGGACUGCUGUCCACAGCUCACCUCAUGCAGGCCUUGGCAUACACCAAGCUGUGCCUCGGCCAUCUUGACUUCUCCAUCAAGCUGGGUUUUCAAGCCCAUGAAUUAUGCAGACACCUCAAGAAACCAGCUCUGGAUAAUUUGGUUCUCUCAGUUCUCUUUAGAUCUACGUUUCUGAGAAAGAAAUUUGAUCUGUGUAUCCAUGUGCUGGAGAGUCAGUGGAUGCUCAUUUCUCAGGGUCAUGAUGUCCUUGGUCUGGCCUGUUUCUACUCUGCUUGCUUAGACCUGCUGCUGUACGGAAGAGGAUUGCUGUGUCGACCCUUCUGUGAGUGCCUAAAUUUCACUCAACACUAUGAGCACAGCUGCAUCCUGACCUCUCAGUGUGGUAUUAUGCUGGGGCUCCACUCUUCUCUGGCCAUGUGGUUUGCCCAGAACUCACAGUGGAACCUUUUUGAGCAUCACUUCUCCAAGGCCUGCCAAUUGGUGAAAAGAACCAACGCCUCACUGUUUGGUUCACAUGGCUUCGUCCGAUUCUUAGAGUGCAAUGUGCUCAUGUUGCAGAAAAUGCCAAAGGAUGCCUUCAAGCGCAGUCCCUCAGAGUCCUACAGACAAACCCUCCAGUAUUUUAAGGACUUCUUCUCUCGAUGUGUGACCUGCCCCGUCUAUCACCAUUGGGUCUCUGAGCUCAAGGCCACUGUAAUGAGAUGUGGGAAGAGAGAAUCCAUGGCCUUGACCAAUAUCAUCAGACCUCUUGAUACCUGUCUGGCCACGAUUUCGAUACAGGGAGAAUUCCUAGAGGAAAACAACUCUUUGGAAAACAAACUUAGAACUACAAAAAUUUGACAGAGUAGCUGGUAACAAGGAAAAUAAAGAUGCAGAAGAAACUCAAGAAUUUGUUAAAACAAAAGAAAAAAUCUAAAGAAAGAAUGGCAACUCUCCUACUGCAUAUAAUAAGAAAAUGCCUCUAAGACCCCCUUUAAAAGAUAUGUUUAGAUAUCAAACAUACUAGCCUUUUG